Messenger RNA from Hymenoscyphus albidus, 1482 nucleotides. NCBI's taxonomy places the organism in Eukaryota, Fungi, Ascomycota, Leotiomycetes, Helotiales, Helotiaceae. The record is from the annotation of a GenBank genome assembly.
AUGUGUAAGGAAGCAUUCAAGCGCUAUGCCAAGUGCAAAGCAGUUCUCCAAGAGCUCUUCGUCUGCGCCGACUUCAUCGCGCUCACCUUCCAGCAUCCCGACGCCCUCGCAAUAGAGUGUCCAGACUACCAAAUCCUCAAGGUCAACUAUCCAUCUGGCCGUUGCAACUGCGCGACUGAGGCCAUCAGAUGUGAAUUCGCAGCGCGCAAUGGUGAGCGGAUCAUUACCUUCGAGGAGCAGGAUAGGCCCUACAAAGAAGAGGCAGUACGAUACAAUGAGUGGAUCAAUAAAGUUGGCACUGAAACGCGUUUUGAGAAGGCAGUGAAGAGAUCCAACGCCCUGGUUGCCCAUCCCAGUGAGGAGCAAAUCGCGUAUCGCAAGAGACUUGCCGCCAUCUUGGAGACGGAGAUGAUUGUACCUCCUACUCCGCCCCCAGAGGAGGAGGACAUCCAGAAUGAGGGAGACCGAGACAUCAAAUUUCAAGGCGUUGCUGAUCACGGCCCGUUACCAAAACGAACUAGGCAAAUGCUAGACGCUGCUGAUGAUGAGCCGUUACCAAAACGAAUCAGACAGAUCGGUGCUCCUCGAGUUCACCCACCACAAUCUGUGGCAACAACCUCCGAACAAACCUUGGAACAAGUCGAGGCUACGCGAGUUCAACAAGCACAUUCUAAAGAACCAGAAGAGACCGGAUCUCCUAAUCAGCGUUCGAAGUCCUCUCACGAAGGAGCUCAAGAAUCCUUGGUCUCUGAUGGUACUUCAAUUCUGUCCAGGUGCAACACGAAAUGGAAGCCUCAGCCACACCUACAAGAUUCAACCCGAUAUAAGUAUCUCGGCGAGCAAAGAACACCAGAGGAGUGGGCAACCAUAGCAGAAGGAGAGAGAGAUAGGAUUAUGGACAGCAUGAAGAAGACCCUCAACUCCCGUAACCGUGAGAAUAAACUUUACAUCAAGCAGCAGCGAAAGAUGGAGAUUGAGCACACGAGAUGGUAUGUUCAGGUGGUAUUAUUCUGCAGGAGUGCCAGUUGUGCUGAUAUGAAAAUAGGGAGACGAUGAGCCAGGAAGCGGCACAAAUGCAGCAACAUCGAAACGAAACAAGGCAAGCAAAGAGAUCAUCUCGAAAUUUCUAACUGCAGUAUGCUAACAGCCUGUAGAUCCUACCAUGAGCUCCUUCUCUAUGUAAAUGAAUUUACCAUCCAGAAAGAUAGAAUGGAUGGUGAAUGGGGCUAUGUAAUGGGCCAACUGACCGAGCUCAGUCUUCGGGACAAGCCCUUGCCAGAUGUUCUGGGGAUGUGCAGAAGCAUUCCGUCAUACAAAUACACACCUGGACAAGUCAAGACUCCGGAGGAGUGGCUUGACAUUGUCGAACAAGAGAGAAAGAGAUGUAUCAGAGCAUUGGGAUCCAUGGAUAACAUUGGGAGGAACAAUUGGAAGCCUCGCAUCAUCAAUGGCGAUUCAAAAAAAGAAAUCAACCGAUGGUGA